AUGCGUUUCACCGUUGCCUCCGCUCUGGCCAUGGCCACCACCGUCUCCGCCCACGCUCAGAUGUACGGCAUCUGGGUCAACGGCGUUGACCAGGGUGAUGGCCGCAAGGACUACAUCCGCUCUCCCCCCAACAACAGCCCCGUCAAGGACCUCACGAGCCCCGACCUCGUCUGCGGCCCCAACGGUGGCACCCCCGUCCCCAGCUUCGCCAAGGCUGCCGCAGGUGACAAGCUUAGCUUCGAGUGGUACCAUGACAACCGCGACGACGACAUCAUUGACGGCUCCCACGCGGGUCCCCUGAUCACCUACAUUGCCGAGUACACCGAGACUGACGGUUCCGGCCCCAUCUGGACCAAGAUCGCUGAGGAUGGUUACUCUGGCGGCAAGUGGGCCGUUGACAAGAUCAAGGCCAACCACGGCAAGCAGGACUUCACCCUGCCUGCCAGCCUCGCCGCUGGCAAGUACCUUGUCCGCCAGGAGAUCAUUGCCCACCACGAGUCCGACGUGGCCUUUGCCUCCAACCCCGCCCGUGGCGCCCAGUUCUACCCCUCUUGCGUCCAGCUCGAGGUCACCGAGGGUGGCAGCGCUGUUCCCGAUGAGGGCUUCGACUUCAACACCGGUUACACCUCGGCCGACCCCGGUAUCGUCUUCAACCUGUACAGCGGCUACACCAGCUACACGAUCCCCGGCCCCAAGGUCUGGACCGGUGCUGGCUCCGGCAGCGCCCCCGCUCCCAAGCCCACCACCGGUGCUCCUGUCGCCACCACCACUGCCGCCGCCCCUGUUGCUCCUACCACCACCGCCGCCCCCGUCGUUCCCGCCCCCGGCAACGGCAGCGAGGAUGACUCCGAGGGUGCCCCGGCCCCCCGUCUUCUCUUCCAUCGCCCCCCCUCGGCCACCAACGCGCCUAUCACUCCUCCCACCACACCCCCUACCACCUGCAAGGCCAAGCGCUCCAGGUCCCGCAAGGCCCGCCGCAGCGCCAAGAAGGUCGCCCGCCGUGCCCAGCUCUAA
Messenger RNA from Verticillium dahliae VdLs.17, 1014 nucleotides. Its product is annotated as endoglucanase-4. The transcript is spliced from 2 exons. Bases 1 to 1014 code for a protein of 337 amino acids. NCBI's taxonomy places the organism in Eukaryota, Fungi, Ascomycota, Sordariomycetes, Glomerellales, Plectosphaerellaceae. The record is from RefSeq and is a predicted model, not a curated record.